CGAGCGCAUCUGCCCCGUCAGUUUGCGCUCGUCUGACUAGACGCGUCCACAAGGCGCAUCUAUGUCUUCCACAACUGGUUCAAUCCGCCCCCUUCCCGCCGGUACCGGCUCGGGGCGGAAAGCAGCUGCUCGCGGCCGUCUUCCUACAUCCGUGUCGAACCCGGGCUCGAAGGCUAAACACACGUCCCCUGGUCCUAGCUCGGCGAGCACCACCUCGUUGGCUCUCUCGGGCUUCGCGAAGGCCGCCCCGAACGCGAACUCAAAGGCGAAGCCCGGUAAGCCGAAGGCGAAGGCAGGCGUCCGCGCCCUGCACCCGGUCGACACCAACGUCGCGGCGCACGACCGCACGGACCCCUUCGCCGCGCUCACGACCCUCCGCCAGCUCCUCUCCGCCCUCCCCGCGCGCCCCGGCAGCGCCCAAUACAAGCUCGCGCCCGAGGAACACCGCCUCGCGGUGCACCUGCUCGGGAUCGUCGAGCCGUUCGUGCAAGACACGGCCCCCUGCACCUGUGGGUGCACGUGCAAGGCGCGGCGCACGCUCGUGCGGCUGCCGACCGAGAUCCUCGACGCGGUCGCGUUCUGGGUCGACGGCCCACGCGACCUGCGCGCGCUCGCGGGGACGUGCCGGCGCAUGUGGGAGGUCGUGGUGCCGCGGCAUGCGGAGUAUAGGGUCGUGCGCGCGAAGGCGAGCGCGGUGCGCGUGUGGCACCAUCUUGUUGUGCAUCGCGCGCUGGCGCGGAACGUGAGGAGGCUGGAGGUGCUCAACGAGCGCGCGCCGGCGGGGAGGGAGGUCGUGCCCGCGGGGAUUAGGCUGACUGAGACGGAUCUGGAGUCGACGGAGGACGAGCUGGGGAUGCAUGUGAAGCAGGAGCGGUGGCUGAUCAGGGCGCUGGAGCGCAUGACGGCGCUCACAUCGGUGAAGUGGGAGUGCGGACACUCGCUCGUCGCGUUCGAGAGCGUGUGGCCCGUCCUUGCUAAGUGCGGGAGCAUCGAGGAGGUCGAGGUGCACGACAACCUCGUGUUCCAGCCCACGGCGCACGAAGACGCAUCCGAAUCCGAGCCCGAGGAGGGCGCGUCCGCGAAACCGGGCCAGCUGGUGCUGCGCGAUCUCAAGAAGGCGGGCUUUCACGGGGCGAAGAGCACCUUCGGCGCGUCCAAGGAGCCCGACCUCGCGCAGAUCUCCGCGAUGCUCAACGGCUGCCCGAAUAUCGAGACGCUUGCGAUCAGCUACGUACCCCGUCGCGCCCCCGGCUUCUUCAACCCCGUCGCAGACGACCUUCUGCUUUGCGGCCGCUGGACGCGCCUGCGCUCGCUCACACUGACGAGUCUAUGGUGCACCCCCGACGCAGGCUUGGACGCGGCCGCCGCAUUCCUCCUCGCGCACGUCGACCUGGAAGUGCUCCACCUCGACGUCGCGUUCGGAGCGGGAGGGCAGGCCGGCGGGGGCGCGCUCGCGACGUUCAAAUUCCCCACAGGCUGUCUGCCGCGCCUGCGCGAGCUGAAGGCCGGAAGGGACCUCGCGAGCGCGCUCCUGGCCUGCCCCACCGACGCCGACGCCGACGCCCGCCCGCUGGAGACGCUGAAGGGCGUGCGGCUGAGCGGGUCGCCGCGGGACCGUUUGUUCUUGGAGAAUCUGAAGCUGCAUGGCGCGAGCGUGCGCCGCUUGGAGCUCGCGGGGUGGAACGAUAUGGAGGACGUCAAGAGGCUCGCGGAGUGCGUGCCGCGUCUGACCUGGCUCGACCUCGGCAAGAAAGAGGGAGCGGCCAACGGUGCGGCGGCUGGGCCCGCGAGCAAGGUGGCCCAGCCUGCGAACGUGUCCUCCCACUUCACCGAAUGGGCGAACGUGCUCGCCAACUUCAGCGAGCUCACGACGUUCCACGGGGUGCGCUUCUUCUACGAGGUCGCGACCUCGGACGGCGCGGUGCUGUCGCUCUCCGACCGGAGCCGUGUGCGCAAGAACGACGAGGUCGCGGCGGUGCUCGCGUGGAAGUGCCCGAAGCUGCGGCGUGUCGACCACUGGGAGGACGGCGCGGGCAAGGUGCUCGUGCUCGUGCGCGACGCGGAGAAGGUCCGGUACGAGGUCAGAAGGAUCAAGGUGUAAGUAGAAAGCAAGAUGCGCGGUCGGAUAAUGCUGGAGAGUAUACUUGAAGAUAUAGGCGUCGGACACUGCUGCCAGAUAUUGAUCUACCUAUGUUGAUAACCCUUUGUCACCCCGUAUGGACACUGCUCCGGUACUCGUACUACCUUCAUACCCGCACCCCCAAAUCACACUGCUCCGUUUUUUGACCCAUCUGCCCCCUUGUAUAACUUUUUGAAGGUUUCGAAGGUUGGGAGAACAUCCGCGAAUUCCGAAAACCCCCUCCCC
Molecule: messenger RNA, 2365 nt
Organism: Trametes versicolor FP-101664 SS1
Lineage: Eukaryota; Fungi; Basidiomycota; Agaricomycetes; Polyporales; Polyporaceae
Exons: 3
Coding region: 62-2101 (679 amino acids)
Source: RefSeq, a predicted model, not a curated record